AUGCAAAACAAACCCAUUGUCGCAAUAAGGCCAACAACAAGUGGAUCAUCAGGAGAACAACCAGAUGAUGAGGAAGUGGAGGGAGAGAUUAAUAAGACUAAAAACAUGACACUUGUUGAUGCAAAACGAGUAAGGAGGAUGCUUUCUAAUAGGGAGUCAGACAGAUGCUCAAGAAGGAGAAAGCAGACUCAUUUAACUGAGCUGGGGACACAGGUCUCCCAAUUACGAAGUGAAAAUUCUUCGUUGUUAAAGCGAUUCAUUGAUGUGAGCCCGAAAUACAAUAAUGUUGCAAUUGAUAAUAGAGUACUGAAAGUUGAUGUUGAAACAUUAAGAGUAAAGGAUUCUGUCAAAACUGCAAGCACAGAGAUUUCUAGUGAAGUAAUCAUUGAGACAUUUCAUAAUGAUGAUGAAGCAUUGGCCGCUUCGGACGACAAGGUUGUGGACAAAACUAUCUAA
This is a messenger RNA of Glycine soja, 456 nucleotides long. RefSeq names its product light-inducible protein CPRF2-like. Gene Ontology annotation, molecular function: DNA-binding transcription factor activity. Gene Ontology annotation, biological process: regulation of DNA-templated transcription. NCBI's taxonomy places the organism in Eukaryota, Viridiplantae, Streptophyta, Magnoliopsida, Fabales, Fabaceae. The record is from RefSeq and is a predicted model, not a curated record. The transcript has 5 exons. Bases 1 to 456 code for a protein of 151 amino acids.